Messenger RNA from Owenia fusiformis, 4685 nucleotides. The record is from the annotation of a GenBank genome assembly. NCBI's taxonomy places the organism in Eukaryota, Metazoa, Annelida, Polychaeta, Sabellida, Oweniidae.
CUGAAAAUAUUUGGAAAAUGUAUAAGAGAUAAUUCUUUAAAAAUAGAGUGUUGGCUGAUGGAUAAUACAUAGAGAAUUAUGGAUAUUUAAUAUUAGGAAGAAAUUGGAUGUCUUAUGAAGAUUUGAUUUAGACGGAGCACCAGGAAAUCGAAAGCAUAAUUCGAUUACAACUAAAGAACUUGUGGAUAUUUUAGUAAUUUAUAUGCGUGCCAAAUGUACUGUUAGAAGUAUGACGUUUAGUGCCAAAUGAACAAUGAGUGCUAAUGUGCUUGAAUUUCGAUUCCAAAGUACUCAUAAUGCAGUAAACACUAUAUACAGUAUUAUGCGAAGUGCCAAAAUGCAGAGCAUACUAUGGAUCUAAAUGUGACGGUUACAUAAUUUACUCAUUUAGUGUCUAUAAAAGGAGCUGAUGUACAUGCUUCUGCAAGAUGGGAAAGUUAAGUCAAACACGAUUUAAUCACAGGCAACAAAAUGUUUGUUGUUUGUACAGGUUACUUCGAGAGAAUUUUUAUAAAUCUCUCAUAUCAUUACUUUUAGUGUUUCUUAUACUGCAGUAUGGGAUUAAUAUAUUUAUAUACAAGAAACACUACUUACACCCAUUCUUGGUGAGUGUGUCAAACUCAAGCAGUCGGACGUUAUCUGGAUUUUUACAUGCAGAUCACAGUCUUCUUAUGUCUUCCAUAUUUGGGGUGCCAUAUAAUGCCAGCGUCAAUAUUACACGUCGUUGGAAUUCAUCAGAUUUCGCGCCAAAACCAAGGGACCCAACACAACCCCUCUGUCCUGUCAUUCCAUCACAUUUAGGUUGUAACCAAAUGCUGCUUUACGAAGAUAAAGUACAGCGUGGCCCCGACCUAGAGACAUAUUCCAAUAUAACUGCUGAAAACUGUAGCAAACUUUGUCUAGAAAAUAUGCAAUGUGUCGCUGCAUCAUUUGACGUUAAUGUAAGCCCAGAAUGCUGGCUUCACCAUGGCAAUGGCGCAAUAGAGAACAGAAAACAAGCACUAUUGUUUAAGAAGGAUUGCUCAGGAUGUCAUAUGGUGUCUUACAAGGGUCAAGUCCAGAUGGGUCCCGACAUGCUUGUGAUCGCCAACAUUACCAGUGAACAAUGCAAGGCAGCCUGUCAGAUAGAUGAGAAAUGUCAAAGUUCUACAUGGGACAAUAAAGAUGGCUCUGUAUCCUGUUUUAUGCAUAAUAAACAGAAGGCAAGGUCGAAACAAAAAAAUGCAGUUCACUUUAGGAAGAUAUGUGAAAGCAACAAGAAGCAUGCUGUCAAAAUCUCUUCAUCUAGACCAUCUUUCAAGGAGCUAGCAACAAAGUACCCUGAUGUUGAGAUAGGUGGACGCUGGAAUCCCACAAAUUGUACUUCACACCAUAAGGUUGCCAUCAUUAUACCAUAUCGAGAUAGAGCAGAGCAUUUACGGGUCUUUCUCAAUAACAUGCACCCGUUUCUACAAAAACAGGGUCUAGAUUAUGGGAUCUAUAUUAUAGAAGAGGCCCCGCCAACAAAAUUCAACAGAGCGAUGUUGAUGAAUAUUGGCUUUAAUGAAGCCAAACGCAUGUACAACUACGACUGCUAUAUAUUCCAUGACGUAGAUUUACUACCGGAGGAUGAUCGUAAUCUCUAUACAUGUCCAGAAAGCCCAAGACACAUGUCUGCAGCUGUAGAUUCACUAGGAUAUAGGUUACCAUACAUUGAUAUAUUUGGAGGUGUGAGUGCAAUGAAGAGAGAACACUUUGAGAAGAUCAAUGGUUUCUCUAACAUGUUCUGGGGCUGGGGUGGAGAGGACGAUGAUCUUGCAGCCAGGGUGAAGCAUCAUAAACUGAAAAUAACACGUUACCCAAUGGAAAUAGCCCGCUAUAAGAUGAUAAAGCAUGCCAAGGAUACUCCAAACCCUAGCAGGUUCAAGAUCUUGCUUGAUGGCUGGAAGAGAUUUAAGUCAGAUGGCUUGAACAGUCUCCAGUACAAAGUGCUUGAUAUCAGAUUGGAGCCCCUAUAUACAUUGAUCAAUGUAGACCUUGCUGAAGCAAUGCAGUCUGCCAGUGAAAGACUCGGGAUGAAGAUGGCAAUGUUGCUCAGCCACCGUACGUGCAGGACCUCUACCCCUCAGCCAAUCUUCCUUAGUCACAAUAGCCCAUUUCCAUACCUACAGAACUUCCUCAAGAGGAAUGGCAAACGCAUGUCCAUGAAUGGUAGAGCUAUCUUCCAGAGAAAUUCCCUCCAAAAACCUCCACAACCUAGAACUACAGUAUCAGGAAAAGACUGAAAAGUACAUUUAUGUGACGGAUCAUUAGCAAAGAAGAAAACUUAAGGAUAUAUAUCUGCAUAACUACCAAGGCCAUGUAUUACUACAUUGAAUACACUCGACAUAAUUCGGGACAAAAAAACUAUUCCUUAGAUACUUUUGAUUGAAAAAUAUGUGCCAUCCUUCCAUUUAAUCGGAGUAUUCAUUUGCUGAGUAUGGGAGAUAACCUCUGAAUGUGUCUGGGUCAUUGAUCUUACCCAUGGACAUUGAGAUAUCAAUGGAUGAACAAUAUUGAAGCCACGUAAAAUAUGGGUAAAAUAAAGAACAGCUUAGGGAAGUGAGACCACAAAAGUUAUUUUAAUCGACAUUAGCUGGAGACAAAGCCAUAUUAUGCUGUUGGGACAUGGGACAAUAUGAGACAUGAGACAAGAAACAGGAUAUUUCAACAUUUUUGAUAUAUUAUGUGCAAAAAUGGCCAGAAUGGGCAACUUUUUGCCUUGCUUAUUUUUGAUUCUGGCCAUGAAUUAUAGGUGCUGUAGAAAACUGUAGAUGCUGUAGGAGUAUGACCUAAGACAUGAGACAAUACAGUGUGUGAAGUCAUUAUGGAGGUCAAAAUAUAAGUCUUCCAGGAAAAGUUCAUUUUACAUGAUGCACCUUUCAAUGGUUGGUGUGAGACCUUCCCCCAUGCUGGAAUGGAUGGGGAUUUUGACAGAUAACUGUCAAAUGCUCUACUAUGGGAGAAACAAUUUCAAAAUUCCCUACUCCAGAGACAGAGUCCUAUCCUUGGACAGUACCUGACGCUUCCCACAUUGCCGGAUCUCACACAAACCUUUGAAUCUUGCAUAAGUCAAUAUGCCACGGGACUGGACACAGGAUUUUGAAGUGUUCUGGAUUUAUAAUUACAGACAUUUAUGUUACGACACCAGUCACCACCACAAAAUCUUGAUGGAUCCAGUCCCCCUUGAUCAAGUUUCUCGCAAACGUGUUCUACUUCGUAGUUUUUAUUACUGUUAACAGUUUGGAUGAGCAUAAUAUUAAUAUAUCUCAGAUAUUUCUGAAUGUAGCAAUGUCAGGAAAGUGCAAUCUCAUCAGAAAAAGUAUUUAAUGAGGACUUUUCUUGCCAUAUAAUUGAGAGAAUAGCAGUAUGCUUUUUGACUGUAUGUGUUCACAUGCAAUUUACUUGCCGCAUAAAGUUUAACACAGGCCCAAAAACAUGCAGCCACUUUGGGACAGGGUCAGUAUUUCAAUGAUGCACCUUGAAACACAAUGUUAAAAUUACCCCCUUAUCUACCUCCUAAAAUGUAAUUCAACAUUCAUUGAUCAUAUUUGAUAAAAGUUCAGUUUGUUUGAAAUCAAUAUGUUCUGUCUUGGGCGUGGCCAGGUAUGAGGCAAUAAGGGUUUGCAAACCCUCACCAAACUUUUAUAGAUAAUAUGUAUUUGUUGAGGUGUUUUUCAACUAAAACUGUAGACAUGAAGUCCUAAACCUGCCUCACCCCUCACCUAUAUUAAAUUAACCUCACCCGUUAGAACCUGGCUACAACCCUUAUGUUAUUGACUUUUGCCCCUUCCAUUAGCAUAAUAGUUGAUUAUUUGUAGGUGUACAUCAGUAAAUGUCCUUGACCCUUCAAAGAUUGUAUCAUGUAAAUAAAAAGAAAAGUGUUAGGCAUUUUCUUGGGGCUGUGUUUCAGACUGUUCAUAUAUAUGUAUAAAUUUUAAAUGCAAUGUUUGUAAUUAUAUUAUAUAGUAUGCUAUUCUUGUCAUUACAGUUUUUGUAUUAUUCUUAUUAUCUACAGUUCACAGCAUAAAAGGCCAUAAUCUAAAGGUUGGAUGAACAUGAAAUUAUAUUUUUUAUCACUUUGUAAAAGAUAGAAUAACAUUUCAUUCAGUAAGCAUUUAGCAAUUUUUGGCCUUUUAUCAGUUUCAGGUACAUUUGAGUACUGAUAUGUACCCAGUAUUAUAAAAGAGAAAUGACAGCAGGAUAUACAAGGAUUCAUUAAUAUUGUGAUCAUUAGUGCCAAUAUGUGUGUAAAUGCCAUCAUGCUGUAGCAAGAAGCAUAUGACAAUCAAUGUGUAAGUCAUAAUAGACAUUAGGUCAACAGAAAGGUGGCAGUAGUGGUCUGUCUUGUUAUAUCUUCCCAAGAGGAGGGAAAACCCCAGAGCUUAGAGAUGACAUAAUUAUUACGUCUCUUUCUUACCACCUUCUUCUGUUUGAAUUUUCUCCGGCUAUUCUGAAUACCACACGUCAUUAUGAUGUUUAAUCAGUGUUAGCAUUUUCCUUACAUCUCUCUUUAUCUUAAUGUGAAAUAACAAGCUAUGAUAUUGGUUAACACGGCAGAUAUUAACAUAAUAUUAUUCAAAGCAUUUUUAGAAAAUUAUGAUCUGUCGUCAUUUGUCUGUUGAUUUGACCAAUCAGCAACAAUGUCUUCUCAAUACACAUUUACA